This is a messenger RNA of Arctia plantaginis, 735 nucleotides long. NCBI's taxonomy places the organism in Eukaryota, Metazoa, Arthropoda, Insecta, Lepidoptera, Erebidae. The record is from the annotation of a GenBank genome assembly.
AUGUCCACAUUAAGUCAUCACCCUUAUGCGUUCUCUAUGCAUCAUGGUAUGCUGCCGGAGUAUCCGAGCGCACCACAACCACUGCCGGCCUCCUCGCCGCAGUCAGAGGGCCACAUCAAGAGACCUAUGAACGCAUUCAUGGUCUGGUCCAGGCUCCAGAGACGUCAAAUCGCCAAGGACAAUCCGAAAAUGCACAACUCUGAGAUCUCAAAGAGGCUAGGAGCCGAGUGGAAGUUGCUAUCUGAAAUGCAGAAGCGGCCGUUCAUCGACGAAGCUAAGAGGUUGAGGGCUCUGCACAUGAAGGAGCACCCGGACUACAAGUACAGGCCACGGAGGAAGCCCAAGCCCCCUACCCAAGGAGCCCCAGGUGCCGGUGCGUUCCCGAGCUUCCCUCUGCCAUACUUUGCGGGACCGGCUCCCGGUGUAGGACAUUUGGAUGCCCUAUCGUAUUCAGCAGUGCCACCAUACUUCCCACAUCAGUUGGAUCACCUACAGUUCUCCAAGUUAAUGGCGCCGACGGCGGAGAAACUACCGACGGUAUCGUCAUCGGCGGCGGCAGUAGUGUCAUCGUUCUAUUCAUCACUGUACACGUCACCAGCGGCGCCACCAAAACCUUUUCACUCAUCGCUGUUCCCGCAGUACGGAGUACCAUCCUCGCCUGUGUCACCCGUGACUCCAACGCAGCACAGCCCCCACGACGACCAGCUGAGGCGGCCUGUUUCCGUCAUAUAUUGA